Messenger RNA from Phoenix dactylifera (date palm), 1901 nucleotides. RefSeq names its product sugar transport protein 14-like. Gene Ontology annotation, biological process: monosaccharide transmembrane transport. The record is from RefSeq and is a predicted model, not a curated record. Lineage: Eukaryota; Viridiplantae; Streptophyta; Magnoliopsida; Arecales; Arecaceae. Gene Ontology annotation, molecular function: monosaccharide transmembrane transporter activity. Gene Ontology annotation, cellular component: membrane.
AGCCCCACGGCCCUCGCCAUCACUCUUGAAGCUGACUAAAAAGAAGGCUUCGGGCGGCGGUUUGGAAAAGCCAGGGGCUGCGAGGAUUGCAGGGAGACCGAGGAAAUGGCAGGAGGUUUUGUGGGGGGUGAUGUAGGCAAGAGAGCAGAGCUCUAUGAAGGAAGGAUUACCAGUUAUUUCAUCUUAGCUUGUAUUGUUGGAUCCCUUGGUGGAUCCCUUUUCGGAUAUGAUCUUGGUGUCUCUGGUGGAGUUACUUCUAUGGAUGAUUUCCUAAAGCACUUCUUCCCCAGUGUGUACCGAAGAAAGCAAGCACAUCUACAUGAAACCGACUACUGCAAAUAUGACGACCAGAUUCUUACUCUCUUCACAUCUUCCCUCUAUUUCGCGGGCCUCGUCUCCACCUUUGGUGCCUCAUACGUGACCAGAAAAUAUGGGAGAAGGAUCAGCAUCAUGGGUGGUGCAGUCAGCUUCUUUCUCGGUGCAGCUAUCAAUGCAGGAGCUGUUAACAUCUUCAUGCUGAUCAUUGGCCGAAUUCUCCUCGGAAUUGGCAUUGGUUUUGGAAAUCAGGCAGUUCCCCUCUAUCUAUCUGAGAUAGCACCACCGAAGAUCCGAGGGGCAGUUAACCAGUUGUUCCAGCUGACUACCUGCCUGGGGAUUUUGGUUGCUGAUAUCAUCAACUACUUCACAGAAAAGCUCCACCCAUGGGGUUGGAGGCUAUCUCUCGGUCUGGCCAUGGUGCCUGCAACUCUCAUGUUUGUUGGAGGAAUUUUUCUACCAGAAACCCCGAACAGCCUUGUCGAACAAGGCAAGCUGGAUGAAGCAAGAAUUAUUUUGGAGAAGGUGAGGGGAACUCAUAAGGUGGAUGCAGAAUUUGAGGACCUCAAGGAAGCCAGUGAGGCGGCUCGAGCAGUCAAGCACCCUUUCAGGAACCUCCUCAAACCAAAGAACCGUCCCCAGCUUAUAAUAGGAGCACUUGGAAUCCCCGCAUUCCAGCAGCUCUCUGGCAUGAACUCCAUAUUGUUCUAUGCUCCUGUGAUCUUCCAAAGUUUGGGUAUGGGAUCAGGUGCUUCCCUCUACUCAUCCAUCAUAACGAGCUCGAUGCUUGUGCUUGGUGCGCUUGUUUCGAUGUCAGUUGUCGAUAGGUUGGGAAGGAGAUUUUUGUUCAUCGAAGCUGGAAUUCAAAUGAUUAGCUCGAUGGUGGUUGUGGCUGUUAUUCUUGCACUAAAAUUUGGUCGGGGGGCGACGCUCCCAAAAGAUUUGGCGAUCGUCCUCGUGGUCGCGAUCUGCACAUUUGUGGUGGCCUAUGGAUGGUCCUGGGGGCCUCUUGGUUGGUUGGUUCCUAGCGAGAUCUUCCCACUGGAGACAAGAUCGGCAGGUCAGAGCAUGGUGGUUUGUGUCAACCUCUUCUUCACUGCUGCAAUCGCUCAGUGCUUCCUUGCUAUGCUAUGCCAUUUAAGAUAUGGAGUCUUCAUCCUAUUUGCUGGCUUGAUUGUGAUUAUGUCCGUGUUCAUCAUCCUACUCCUGCCAGAGACAAAGCAAGUGCCCAUUGAGGAGAUGUCUCGUCUGUGGGAGAAGCAUUGGUUUUGGAAGAGCAUUGUAUCUCGGCCUGAUUCAGGUAAUAACGACCAAAAGCAGCAGGAAACUAAGGCUGCAACAGUUGUUUAACUGCACCACACCUUCAAGUCCUCGUCUUAUGUUAUUUAGAUGGGCUGAAUCUUUGCUGGAUUUUAUGUUGUCCUUUGAUUAGAGGACAAUUCUUCUCUGUAUUUGUUGGGAAAGUGACAAUAAAUAAAGACUAAGAUUACUUUUAUGCUUUCUUCAUAGUGAUAUGUCGGUUGCUGAUGGUUAAGUUGCUGGCAUAAAAGUUCUACUUCAAUUCUCUUUCUUUCUCUUUUUUUUUU